Messenger RNA from Camellia sinensis, 3462 nucleotides. Lineage: Eukaryota; Viridiplantae; Streptophyta; Magnoliopsida; Ericales; Theaceae. The record is from RefSeq and is a predicted model, not a curated record.
AUUUCUUCUCCAUCAGAAUUUCCAACCCCUCAGAAGAAGUUACAGAUUUUUACACUUCCUCUCAUCUUUUCUUUUAGUUCUUCUGGGGUUUAUUUCUUCUCCAUCAGAAUUUCCAACCCCUCAGAAGAAGUUACAGAUUUUUACACUUCCUCUCAUCUUUUCUUUUAGUUCUUCUGGGGUUUAUUUCUUCUCCAUCAGAAUUUCCAACCCCUCAGAAGAAGUUACAGAUUUUUACACUUCCUCUCAUCUUUUCUUUUAGUUCUUCUGGGGUUUAUUUCUUCUCCAUCAGAAUUUCCAACCCCUCAGAAGAAGUUACAGAUUUUUACACUUCCUCUCAUCUUUUCUUUUAGUUCUUCUGGGGUUUAUUUCUUCUCCAUCAGAAUUUCCAACCCCUCAGAAGAAGUUACAGAUUUUUACACUUCCUCUCAUCUUUUCUUUUAGUUCUUCUGGGGUUUAUUUCUUCUCCAUCAGAAUUUCCAACCCCUCAGAAGAAGUUACAGAUUUUUACACUUCCUCUCAUCUUUUCUUUUAGUUCUUCUGGGGUUUAUUUCUUCUCCAUCAGAAUUUCCAACCCCUCAGAAGAAGUUACAGAUUUUUACACUUCCUCUCAUCUUUUCUUUUAGUUCUUCUGGGGUUUAUUUCUUCUCCAUCAGAAUUUCCAACCCCUCAGAAGAAGUUACAGAUUUUUACACUUCCUCUCAUCUUUUCUUUUAGUUCUUCUGGGGUUUAUUUCUUCUCCAUCAGAAUUUCCAACCCCUCAGAAGAAGUUACAGAUUUUUACACUUCCUCUCAUCUUUUCUUUUAGUUCUUCUGGGGUUUAUUUCUUCUCCAUCAGAAUUUCCAACCCCUCAGAAGAAGUUACAGAUUUUUACACUUCCUCUCAUCUUUUCUUUUAGUUCUUCUGGGGUUUAUUUCUUCUCCAUCAGAAUUUCCAACCCCUCAGAAGAAGUUACAGAUUUUUACACUUCCUCUCAUCUUUUCUUUUAGUUCUUCUGGGGUUUAUUUCUUCUCCAUCAGAAUUUCCAACCCCUCAGAAGAAGUUACAGAUUUUUACACUUCCUCUCAUCUUUUCUUUUAGUUCUUCUGGGGUUUAUUUCUUCUCCAUCAGAAUUUCCAACCCCUCAGAAGAAGUUACAGAUUUUUACACUUCCUCUCAUCUUUUCUUUUAGUUCUUCUGGGGUUUAUUUCUUCUCCAUCAGAAUUUCCAACCCCUCAGAAGAAGUUACAGAUUUUUACACUUCCUCUCAUCUUUUCUUUUAGUUCUUCUGGGGUUUAUUUCUUCUCCAUCAGAAUUUCCAACCCCUCAGAAGAAGUUACAGAUUUUUACACUUCCUCUCAUCUUUUCUUUUAGUUCUUCUGGGGUUUAUUUCUUCUCCAUCAGAAUUUCCAACCCCUCAGAAGAAGUUACAGAUUUUUACACUUCCUCUCAUCUUUUCUUUUAGUUCUUUUGGGGUUUGUUUCUUCUCCAUCAGACAUUUCCAACCCUCAGAAGAAGUUAAAGAUUUCUUCUUUUUGCACUGACCAAGCUCACUUUCCGUAAAACUACCACCGGAAACCAAAAACAACAUUGGAAAAACAUGCUUUACUGCGAGCAUAACUCCCAAAAAUCCAAAGCACCAAUGCCAUGGAUUGGAAUAUAUGUUGCAGCAGCAUCUCUAAUUUGCUUCUUAACAAUUGUUGCCGAUGCUUUCUAUGAAUUUCGAAACAAAAAUUUUUGGUUCCCGUGCAAAUUCUUCACUAUCAAUGCCGCUACGCUAACAUUGUUAGGUGUAGCAAUGAAGAUGCCAUUGGAUGUGAGUAGUGACAUGUACGGAGGAAGUGAUCAACUUGUAAAACUUAGCAGCACAGUCAUGAUGUGUAUUGCAAUAGGUAAUUUUAUGCCAUCUUUGGGCCCCAUGGAUGAUAAAGAUAUAUUCACCAACAUAAUAGCCUUGGGUAUUCUUAUAAUCACCGUGAUUGUGAAUGUUUGCAUCUAAUUAGUUACUUGUACAAUUCCGAAUGAAAUACUAGUAGAACAUGUUCUAGUUAAUUUUUUCAUGCUUCUGUUGUUGGUAAUAUCAACUUUCUCGGCGGUUACAGUUGCUACCACUAAAAAACAUCUAGAAUUGAAGUAUAGUGAAAUACACAAAGAAGCAUUAAGAGAACAAAUUGGAAAGAAAAUUACAGUUGAAAAACUGAAAGAAAAUGUCAACAAGUACUGGAUGAUGGCAGAAACUGGGAGCCCCCAGUUUGUGAUGGCACGUUCUGUGACCUGCUCUGCUUCAGGGGUGAUCUGUCUUAUGACUGCUCUAAUUUUAGCACAACUUGAGUAUCGAGUGUGGGAUUUUGCUGCAACCGGGGAAUCAGAUUAUACGUGGUCAACAUUUUUUAUUUUUGUAAUUCAAACUGCUACAGUGGGUGUGGGGAUCAUUGGUCCGAUAUGUAGAUGGUUCACUGCAAUUAAAUUCAAAUGCUCCAAGGAAAGUACCAAAGGCUUCAAAACUGAGCUCAAACCAAAGAGUUAUUGGAUUAAGAGGUUGGAAGAAUGGAAGAAGAGCUCUAUAGUUCUUCAAAUCCGUGGUCUGAAAUUGAGAAAACUUGUCCAGCGCACCAAAAAUCUAGUUUUGAACUUGUGUAUAAUGAUUCAGGUUAUGAUUGUGGUAACAAGCAAAUUAACUCUUCUCAUUCCCCUUUUUUAUGUUCGCCGGCUCAUGUUAUGUUACCGCUGUUGCUACAAUUUGUUUAAGGAGCCUGUACAUAACUCAACAUCCCCAACGAAGUCGGAUAAUGUUUUGCUUCUUGAAGGUGAAGUGGAACUUACUGAAAGUACCUUGAAGAACAUUAGUAAAGCAGCAGGUCAUUUCAUCAUCAAGGCCAACAAACAGCAGCCCAGAAAUUUAAUCGAGCUUCUUCAACAGAAAUCUACAGGUGGCUUUGAAUGCAUAUUAGACUUUCAUAGCGACAAAGUUCCAUCAUUAGAUUCUCAAGAACCUCUUAAUUGUUGGGCUUUGCCAUUGGUGACUCUAACUUGCAUCGCUAUUGCAAUUUCCUAAAUCAAUAAGAACAUGGCUGACAGGUUCGUGCGCAGCGUGAGCGAAGGCCUCUCGUAUGUUAGACAUGUUGACGAAGCCAUGGAUACCAAAGGGAACCUCACAAACAGUAGAGAUGCAGCUAAUAAAGCGUGGUUAGGAGUCGAACUUGAAGGCAAGUGGCUUGAUGAAGAUCUCACCAGAAUAGCUCCCAAAGAAACAUCUUGCAGAGAGACUUUUCAAAUAGUCGUUGAUUUUGCUCAGAAAAUUGUUAUAAAAUACAAGGCAAAUAUCAAUGCAAGCCCCGUCGGGAACCCUACCAAUUGGCCCAUUAACGUUGUAGCAGCUAAUUCCAUGUACAAAAUUUGCAAAUCUCUAUUGCUGGAUGCUGAAGGUAACAAUCACCAGAUAAAUCAUGAUGAACUGUUCCUGAAAUUAUUUAACAUGAUCGCAG